GCGCGAUAUCGGAUAACAGCCGAGCAGCUGUUGGUUUAAAAUUCGCCCCAUUUGCCGGUUUCAUUGUUUUGAAGGAUUCAGAUAUUGGGAUCUGACUGCCAGAAUGAUUCACUUGGAGUGGUAUGUCACGCGGAUAAAGCCCGCCAUUGAAGCCUUCCUGAAGGAGCCCAGCAAAAGCACGCUUUCCCUGGUUGAGCGUGAAAUUGAGGGAUUUAACUUUGGAGAAAUGCGCAUCUACCAGGUGCAGACCCUGGUGCCGUUGGUGCUUAAACUGGACGAGCUUACGGGGGAGAAUCAGGAACUCCGCACUAGUUUAAUGAAUUGCCUUAGUACCAUUGUGUCCCGCGCCUACCUGGCCGAUGCGAAGGGGUUGCGGUCCAUCCUGGUGGUAGUAAUGCAGCAGAUUGUUGACCCAAAAACGGCAACCAUGCGACCAGACCUCUCAGAGGAAAUUAAGCUGGCUGCAGUCGAAUGCAUAUUCGAGGCACUGCGUCGCUCCACUAGCGAUGUUCUGGAGACGUUCUACUCUAAGGAAGCGGCGAUGAUCAUUGGACAGAUUCUUAUUACGCUGCUAAAUAUCAUUGAGCACGAGAAGUACCGGAAACUUGUCCAGACCGCUGUGAAGUGUUUAAUGGUGGUUUUCUACGUCCAUGACGAGUCCGACGCCAUGGACGUGGUACUGCGCAGUCAGGUGGCCAACACCACAUUCAUUUUCCUUCCAAAAGUCCUUAUUGUGCUAUUUAAAACGUCCUUAAAGGAUGAUAAAGUCGGUGAGACCUUAAAAUCCAUGACGGUCCAAGCCCUUGGACGCAUUAUCUGCAUCAUGUUUGAGGAAACGACAGAGGAAUUUAUGAAACUUCGCUAUGAUGUAGGCGCAUUCCGGAAUCUUUUAGAUAGCUCUACGGAAAAUUCCGAGCAGACAAGUGAAUUUAAAUACUUUUCCAAUAAAAAAGCCAGUGUUGAAGAAAAUGAGGAGCGACUUCAUGAAAUGCAGUCCGAGCUGCGCUCCCUCAAAUGGAUCGGGGCAACAUCGCGUCGUUUGCGGCCCAUCUUUGUGGAGACAAGUAUUCUGAGGGCACAUCCUUCACUUAAGAUAAGGGAGUCCUAUGCCGAAAUGUGUUGCCUUCUGCUCUCGCACUGCGUCCAUAACUUGCGCAGCAACUUUUUACAUAUACUGGAGAGUGUAAUGGCUUUAUCGGAGGACGAAAACGAAGCGAUAGCCCAACGCUGCAGAAAUACAUUGAUUCAGCUGCAACAGCAAACUAACAGCCAAGGAAUAUUUGACGAGAAUGCGGAAAUGCUAUUAGAUGCGCACCUCAAUAAAUGGCCUCGUAUUUUACACCGCUGCGAGGACAAUGAGCAGUUCGCUGAGUUACUCUUUUUCAAGGGAUUCCUAAAGAAUGUCAAAUCUGAAAAACUUCAACUUCUGCUCUUAGUGCCAAAGAACCUCGAAAUGUUCGUCAAUUGUCUUCUAAUGGCUUUAGAUUUGCGAACUUCGCGGGAUCUUCUCAACGAGGAAUACUCCCUCCGCCAAAUUCGGACGGGGAAUUCGAAGGACCUGUAUUCAGAGUUGUCAAAGUUGCAAUGGCGCCAGUUUAAGUACCUGGGAUCAAAGCGAACUGUGGAUAUUCUUUACGAUAUAGCAACUUUAUUAGGCACAGAACCCACCAUAAACCGAGUUAUCUUCGACUAUUGUCAGGAGCAGAUUCAGCAAAGAUCAGCCGCCAUGAAUGAGGCAGUCUUGCUCCUAACGUUAAUGAUCACAACGCCAGUCAAGAUAGCUAGGGAAAGUCGCUUGAUGUUGGCCCAGCUUUUUUUGGACCAGCUUCUGCGGGAAGAGCAUUGGAACCUAUCCUUACAGCCCGAUGCCUCCUGGCGUUUAAAAGUGGAAAAGCCAACUAACUGGUUUAAGGACUAUACCCCGGGCCUGUAUUCAUCAGCUGUGGAAAUUCGUACUCAGGAUUGCGAUUCUGAUGAUGAGGAGUUGGCAGACGUGGUCAGUAGUCGUGUAAAUAUUGCGGAUGCCCAGUUCAAUGUGUUGCACACAUGUUUGGUACUAUACGCAGUCGGCCAUUGUGCCAAGUUCAUUGGCGAUACCUUCGACAGAUAUAUCUUUCAGAGCCUGCAUAAAGUUCUCCUUAAAGUAUCCAGUAGCAACACCAUUGUGUACCAAGCGGCUAGUUUCGCAUUCGUGUCAAUGCAGCUGGCUCUGAAAUACGCGGAACCAUCGCAUUUCAUUGAGUGUUCUACGGAUUAUAUAACCUUUCAUUUGAACUCGUUACUUAAAAAGUCGCCGGAGAGCCCAGCCGCCGUGGAUAUUCUCACCGUGGUGCUUCAGUACAGCACAAGGGGAAAUGUGCCCCAUUUAGAUAGUAUAUUCCAGACGAUACGGGAGGAGUGUUCCAAGCGUCACCAAACAUCCAAUGUGCACUCAUAUCUGCGCGUUUUCAAUGCAUUCCUUAAACACAUAACAGGCUGGCAACACGACACCCGGACACAGGUCGAUGCGGAGCACGACAUGCAAGUAGACGAGGAUAAGGGAGCUCUUGACACCUGGCUGAGCGUACUCCAGAGGCCGCGUUUGUUGGACGAUCUAAAUGGAGACGAAAAUAUGACAGAAGUACCAAACAAAAAUGAAGAGGAUGUCACGGAAGAGGAAGCGGAAACCGAACCCGCAAAGCCUACUUUACCACGUCACAUUGAAAUGGUGAAGGAUAUUCUGGGCCAGGUCAUUAAGUUUAUAUCUACCGAUGACCAAGCUCAGCAGAUUGCCGCCCUCGAGUGCUUCGCCAGUGGUGUACCCCUCUUAGCGGAUUAUGAAAACGAACUCUUGCCACUGGUGCACCUUGUUUGGCAACCGCUUGUGGAAAAAUUCCGUCAAAAGGAUGCUCUGGUGCUUAACCGCUGUUUUACAUUGUUACACCUUCUCGGUGUUCACUCAAAGGAGUUUAUAUUUAAGAGAAGCCUCAGCGAUGUGAUACCCCAACUGAAACAGUUUCUCCAAGUGGCCAGCAAGCACAGUAAAAUGGAAACCUCAUUGGCGAAGACCCAAGAGUACAAGUUACAAGUAAAGUUGCUUCAGAGCCUGUCAGAUUUUAUAAUAGGCCUUCAAAUAGACGGAAAACACUUCCACGAGUUAUUAUCCACCGUUGUGAUUUACCUGUCGCAGGAACAGCCGGCAGAGUUGCAAGCUCUAGCCAAGGAUUGCAUUCUCCAGUUGGUGUGCUACAAUGGACCCUUUCUUUAUGUGACUUUACUCCAAAGGGCACACCUUAAGGAUUAUAUGAAUAGUGUUAGCCAGAUCCUGGGAGUCAUGGGCUUCAGCUUAGCUAAAGGAGGUGACCUCGAUUAAUAAUAAAGAAGCGACCAAUUUUAUUUUUCACAA
Molecule: messenger RNA, 3385 nt
Organism: Drosophila ananassae
Lineage: Eukaryota; Metazoa; Arthropoda; Insecta; Diptera; Drosophilidae
Gene: Tti1
Exons: 4
Coding region: 104-3352 (1082 amino acids)
Biological process (GO): chromatin remodeling
Cellular component (GO): cytoplasm
Source: RefSeq, a predicted model, not a curated record